Penicillium canariense is the source of this 2235-nucleotide messenger RNA. RefSeq names its product protein kinase COQ8. The coding region runs from base 1 to 2235 and encodes 744 amino acids. The transcript has a single exon. Gene Ontology annotation, cellular component: extrinsic component of mitochondrial inner membrane. Lineage: Eukaryota; Fungi; Ascomycota; Eurotiomycetes; Eurotiales; Aspergillaceae. Gene Ontology annotation, molecular function: kinase activity. The record is from RefSeq and is a predicted model, not a curated record. Gene Ontology annotation, biological process: ubiquinone biosynthetic process.
AUGUCUGGCCGGAGGCUGCUGGACGCUAUCCAGUUCCUCAAUGUCUCCAAAUCUGUCGCCGCCAAACACCUGGCCAUCCGCCAGCACCAGCUCGAUGUCUAUACACGCACCUCGUCCCUGACCAAGGGCAUAAAGGACCGGACCGAGGGGCUGAUCUUGACCGCACAAGCCGCUGCCGCGUUGGCGCGUCGUUUCAACGACGAGCCCUCACCACCUCCGCCGAGCUCGCCUUCCCAGUCGCCGACAACGCACUCCCCCGAGCCAUCGGCGGACAAACCCGCUAGCCCUCGUCCGACCACCACGAUUACAACCUCCCCGGCCCCAGAUGAGGCUCGGAGACUGCAGCGUCAGGCGGAAUUCCAGAUUCCGGCCACGACCGCACAAUACCAGGGCAAUGAGAAGCCGGACAACCUGAACGUCAGUCCACAGCAGGACGUCUUUUAUCAACCUUCGCAGGAGAUCGCAUCGGACUUGUCCGCCCUGCCCCGAGUCAAGCUGCCAAAAGCUGUCGGGUCUACCCAAACAAGUGUGAACAAUGGCUUGAAUGCCGAUGUCUUCCACUCGGCGACGGGCCCAGAAAGGCAAGAGGCCCUCGCUGAGCAGCAAGAACUGUCGGAGGAGAUGAUGCAGAGUCUCUUCCAUAGUCCGAGAGUUUCUCGCAUGCUCGCGGGGAAGUCGGCGCCGGCGCCGGCGGGCCAGAGACAAUGGCCGCCGCCGGACAGAGACAGGCUUGUAGGGCAGCCAGGUCAGGCGACUGCAACACCAGAGCCUCAGACAAAGACUGCUGCCAAGUCGGAGGUCGAGGAGAUGGAGGAACUGGCAGCAAGUGUUGCAGAUGAUGUGGUGCCACCUGCUGCCGAGGUUGUGACAGGGGAGAAGCUCGCACCUUACCAGAUGAUGGAAUCCCGGGUACCGUCUUCUCGGCUUGGUAGAUUAUGGCAGUAUGGUGGACUGGCGACAUCAAUGGCAUUUGGCGCCGUCACCGAGACCGUUCGACGGGCCACCGGCAACCAAGACAGCGGCUCGAUCAUGUUCAGCGCCGGCAAUAUGGAAAGGCUCGUGGCCAAGCUGUCAAAGAUGCGCGGUGCUGCUCUCAAGCUGGGCCAAAUGUUGAGCAUCCAGGAUUCCAACAUGCUGCCCGAGCCAAUCCAGCAAGUGCUCCAGCGUGUCCAAGACCGCGCCGACUACAUGCCCGCAUCGCAGCGCGACAAAGUCCUGGCCGACAACCUGGGUCCUAACUGGCGGGACCUUUUCACGUCCUUCGACGAGAUUCCGAUGGCCGCCGCCUCUAUUGGCCAGGUCCACGCCGCCGUCCUCAAACGUACCGGCAAACCAGUCGCCGUAAAGGUUCAGUAUCCCGGUGUGGCCGACUCCAUUGACUCCGACCUGAGCAACCUCUCCAUCCUCCUCACAGCGUCCCGCCUCCUCCCCCGCGGCCUCUAUCUCGACAAGACUAUCGCCAAUGCCCGUACCGAACUCGCCUGGGAAUGUGACUACCUCCGCGAAGCCGAGUGCGGCGCUCGCUUUCGCGAACUCCUCCGUGACGAUCCUGUCUUCGUCGUCCCAGAAGUCAUGCCCGAAGCAUCGGGCAAGCAAGUCCUCACCAUGGAAAUGCUAGAAGGCGUAGCAGUCACCAAAAUUCAAGAUUUCACCCAAGAGCAGCGCGACUGGAUCGGCACCCAGAUCAUGCGCCUGUGCCUCCGCGAGAUCGCCGAGUUCCGCUAUAUGCAGACCGACCCCAACUGGACCAACUUCCUCUACAACGCGCGCACAAACCGCCUCGAGCUGCUCGACUUUGGUGCCUCGCGCGAGUACCCACAAGACUUCAUCGCCAUGUACGUGCGUACGCUCGUCGCUGCCUCCCGCAACGACCGCGCCGCCUGCCACGACCUCUCCGUCCAACUGGGAUACCUCACCGGCAUGGAGUCGCAGGCCAUGGCUGACGCGCACGUCUCAUCUAUUGUUACCAUUGCUGAGCCCUUUAUGCUCUCCUCGCCGGACCUGUAUGACUUCCGGAACCAGACGAUUACCGACCGUGUGCGUGCGUUGAUCCCGCUGAUGAUCCGCGAGCGUCUGGCGCCGCCGCCGGAGGAGACGUACUCGCUGCACCGCAAACUAAGUGGUGCGUUCUUGCUGUGUGCUCGGCUGGGAAGUCGUGUGCCUUGUAAGGAGCUUUUUGUGGAGGCUGUUCGCAAGGGUCAGGCGAAUGGGUUGGAUCUUGGCGAGCAGAAAUAG